CUCGUUCGCAAGGUUCUGGGUGUGGCUCCAACGCUACGCUCGCAACCCCAAUGACGUCGCUGCAACCCACUGUCGACGAAGCGCACCGCUUCAUCCCCGAGUACCGCGGCGAGUGCCCGCAGGCGGGGCGGUAUUUCGACUCGCAGGCCGCCAUCUCGAACGGCAUACACGCUCUCUGGGACCGGCUCUUUGGCAAAGAGGCGGUCGCGGCGCUGGACGACCACCCACGCGAGGCGGCCUACUUUGCGACCUGCUCGCUCGCGAUGGUGGUCGCGCUCUACGCCUCGCGCUCGGUCCUAAACGCGGUGUGGCCCGACUUUGCGAAAAUCACGCCGCGCCACAAGCAGAUGUACGUUCUGAUGAACCUGAUGAAGUCGCUGCUGCUCGGCGCUCAGGCAACCUCCUUCUCGUGGCUCUGGUACUCGUCCAAGGAGUACGGCUGCACGCUCAACCCGCUCGGCUUCAACUUGAGCUGCAACUGGAGCGUCGACGCCGGCCACCACGCAUACCUCAAGCAGAUCUCGCUGCUGUACGCCGCGGUCGACAUCGUCGCGCUGGCUGUCGUGCACAAGCUGCCGCUCACGACCAAGAUCCACCACUGGGCGGUCACGGCGUGGCUGCUCUGGGUGAUGACCAUCGACUUUGGCGAGUCGCCCAUCGCGCAGAAGCUCAUGUUUUACGGCUUUUGGUCCACGCUCGCCUUCCCCGUCAACGGCUUCCUCGGCCUGCGCGUCACAUCGCCCGGCUCGUGGUGGAUGCGACCCCUCUCCCGCGGCUGCUUCGUCCUCUACGCGGGCUGCUGCUUUUGCAACU
Emiliania huxleyi CCMP1516 is the source of this 813-nucleotide messenger RNA. RefSeq lists its product as hypothetical. The annotation marks the transcript as partial. The record is from RefSeq and is a predicted model, not a curated record. The transcript is spliced from 3 exons. Lineage: Eukaryota; Haptophyta; Isochrysidales; Noelaerhabdaceae.